Peronospora belbahrii is the source of this 219-nucleotide messenger RNA. NCBI's taxonomy places the organism in Eukaryota, Oomycota, Peronosporomycetes, Peronosporales, Peronosporaceae. The record is from the annotation of a GenBank genome assembly.
AUGACUAGUAAAGACCAUGCACUGGCAAAACUUCGGGCACGGAUGGCAGAGCCACCCAAGGACUGGACUGACGCGUUGACGAUAAAGAUACUCAAGGAUCCUAUUUACUACGGCAUGUUGAGCGUUGGUAUCUUCUUUGUGCUUGCACUUAUCGCACUCUUUGCUACGAAGAAAUUACUGGAUCAAAUUGCAAUGGAGGAGAAACAAAAGCAACGAUAA